UUGAGUGUAGGGUUAAUACCGACAGAUGGGGCGUGGUUUAGAUCAAUGACAACCACCUCACUGUAGUCAACUGUAAAAAAGACAACAAAAUCACAGUCCUGGCAGGUCCGCGUGCUGGUUUUCCUGUGAGCCUGUCUGCGGUGGACGGCUCGUGCUUCCAGGAGGAGAAGACGUUGAACGUGCGCGGCUGUUAUCUUCACUUCCACAGGAGGAAAUCAGUCGGUUGAUAUGGAGAAGGUACGACCUGGAGUGGCUAUUUGAGCAGCUCGCCUUCGUGUCUGAACCAGGGAAGGCUACAGUGCAGGAGACAACAGCUGAGGGGUUUGAUGGAUAAAAGGGAAACGGGUGGGAUAAAGCAGCAGCUGCGGUUAUCGGUGAAUUAAAGUCAUCCAGGGGAGCACAGCCCGGCUGCUUCAUCAGGAUUGCGACUACCUUACGUAACCUAGCUUUGUGGGGAGACUGGCAGGGUAACUGCUGCUUCCUAGCUGUUUAAUUCCAACGAGGAUAGACAGGUAAAUUGAGACGAGUGCAAUAGCAAGUUUGUCCACCCACUCAGCAUGAUCCACAGACCCUCUGUCUCCCACCAGCAGUGAGUACGCCAAAAAUGAACGAGGGCAGCAGGCAGGGAGGAGGCGCCAUCACUGUGGAGGCUGAUGUCAUCCUCCAUGCGGUUAACCCUGACCUUAUCACGCCUUCUGACAAGGAUGGGAAAUCUUGUCCUAGUUAUGUUCAAGAAUUCCUGAAGGACACCAAGGAUUUCAGCCCCCCUCCUGUGUUUGAAAAGGAAUACCUGUUGGAUGGGACACCAAUGGAGAAUAACCACGUGGCUCAUCAUCAGGGUAACGGCUCGUGCAUCCUGAGAACUGAGAAUUUCACCAUCCCAAAUUCCAAGGGAGCUCCAGAUCUCUCCUCUUAUGCUGACCCUGCUGGAACCAAUCACAUUUCUGCAGUGCAACAGAAUUGUACAAGCAGUGAAAUCCAUAACGGUGCAAGAUCUAAAGUGUCUCACAGUGCAGAUUCCACCAUAUGCUCGCCCAGUCAGGCCAAAAAGGAAACCGAGUGGUCAGGCCUAGAAUCGAACUUUGUUCGCAGAGACAGCAACCAGGAAAACAAGAUGACUAAAAAGGAGCCUGAUUUAGUCAUUGAAGUGGGCGGGCAGAAGAUCAAUGCUCACAAGUCUGUCCUGGCAGAAAAGAGUGAUUACUUCAAAGCACGGCUGUCACGAGACAUCCUCAAAGUGAAGGGCGUCAGUUACAAGACUCUAUCCACGUUGAUAGAUUAUGUUUACACUUCCAAAAUGAAUGUUUCCAAGGAUAAUGUAGUAGAUGUUAUCACAGGGGCUAAAAUCCUACAGAUCCCAUGUGCCGUCCAGGCUGCCAUGGACUCUAUGUCUGCACAGAUCACUGCAGAGAACUGCUAUGAGAUCCUCACCAUCGCCAAAAAGCAGCGACUCAGCGAACUGAAGGAGACAGCCUAUGCUUUCAUGAGUGACAAUUUCUUACAGAUCCUAAAAGACCCAGCUGUGUACGGGCGUCUGACCGGAUCUGAGCGGGAUCUGAUCCUGAAGAAGAGGAUGGAGGGGAGGAAGACGCUGAUGGCGGCAGAGAUCAACGAUGUGUUUGAUCGUGUUGGGAGCAGACCGCCGAGCCGAUGCGGCAGUAGACCACAGAGCCCGUUGUCUGUGGGGUCUCUAGAAGAGAAUCAUAUGAUUUACUACUUUAAUGAAACUGCAAACGACUGGAGACCUUUGACUGCAAUGCCUGAGGACAUAAACACUAAAGGGUGUGGGAUCUGUACCAUGUACAACUACCUGUUUGUGGCAGGGGGGAUAAAGGGCUAUGGAGACAAGGGCAAGGUUUCAGACAAGGUCUUCUGUUACAACCCAAUAACAAACCGCUGGGCUGAGGUCAGACCUCUGAUUCAAGCACGUGCCCAGCUAAAGCUUGUAUCCAUGGAUGGCUACUUGUACGCCAUCGGAGGGGAAUGUUUGUUUACAGUGGAAAAAUAUGAUCCCCGCAUGGAUAGAUGGACUACAGUGGCCCCUCUGCCUAAAGGAGCCUUCGCUGUGGCUCAUGAAGCCACCACAUGCAGUGGAGAACUUUAUGUUUCAGGAGGCUCUCUCUUCUACCGUCUCCUGAAGUACGACACCAAGAGGGAUGAGUGGCAGGAGUGUCCGUACAACAACAGCAGGAAGAAGUCCUCGGACAUGGUGGCACUGAAAAGCUUCAUUUACCGCUUCGACGUGAACAAAGAGCAAGGGAUCAACGUGUUCAAGUACAACACCAUAGUGAAAAUGUGGCAUGAUUGUGCAUCACAGAGGCUGGGAAGUCAUUUACCCUUCAGGUGUGCCGUUAUCGGCAACUGCAUCUACUGUGUGAACAAAAGCCAGACUCUUCAGUUUGUAGUGGAGGAGGAGAACGCCUACUUUGUGGAGGAGCCGCUUAGGGCGCCUCUGGAAGCCAAAGGCGUUCUGUUUCCUUUUGUUCUCACUUUGCCUGAAAAGCCUGACAGAGUUACAUAGUGUGGAAGUGUGUGUGUGUGUGUUUGUGUGCGAUCCAGAAUAACUCAAUAAAUGUGUCAUAGCAAAACUGGAAUAAGCAGAAAACCUUAUUUACACUCUUCAAUGUCAGCUCUCUCUCGGUGUGUCAGCGCCUGCUUGCAGUGGAAUGUGUGUAUUUGCAUGGCAAAUUAAUGUGUAUGCAGCCUUAAAUGGAAAAAAAAAUUUUUUAGCUUUGAAUUAAUGAAAACUUUAUUUGUAUCCGACCGUAGAUAAUGUCAUGAUGACAGUGACUGUAGGUUAUUUUUGUGUAUUUACUGUGUUCACUUUGGUUUGGUGCACUUUUAUAGUUAGAGUAGAUCUUAUUUAGGAAACAUGAACUAGUUGACUGAUGACUUAUGAAGAAGGAUGGAAGCAGAGUUAGUGCGCUUAUGAACAUAAAGGUCUAUGCAAACGAGAGCAUACAGUUGGGACUGCUGUAAUGCUAUACAACAGUCGUUACAAGGGGAAACUAACUGGGAAAGAUUUCUGUAUUCUUAAAACUAGGGCUGCAACUAAUGUUUUCUUUAUUAAAUUAUAGAAUAUAAAACAUCAGAUGAUGCUUUAAAAAAGUAGGGAUGCAGGGUAUUGUUGGCAUUGGAAAUCAAAAGUCUAAAAAGUAAAUUAUCAGUAUGGGCAGUUAUGAAAAUGUAUGCAUGGAUUUACAUCAAAUGCAUUGGCCAUACAUAUCAUUCAUGAAUGUGCAAAUCGAAGAAAAUGACUGACACUCAGGAGAAAAUUCAGAGAUUCUACAAGGAGGACUGGGGUGUACUUCUGGGUUUAUUAGCUAGCACUUGGAGGAAAUAGCCUUUAUUAGGCUAACAGAUUUAACAUUGCUUUGUGCUAAUUUUAACUUAAGAAACAAUCUAUUUCAAACAGCAAAAUACUGAAGAGUCACUUGCCAGAUUAUUCACAGAAAUAGUCCAUGAUAGAAAUGGCAGUCAAAACUGAAAAUCCACUGCACUCUGAUGUGAUAAAAAUCCUUUAUUAAACAGGGAUGUCUAUGCGUUUUGAAUCACCGAAAGUCUUCAUCAGAUCCUGAAGAAGACUUGGGUGAGUUGAAAUGCAUAUAGACAUCUGUGUUUAAUAAAGGAUUUUCAUCACAUCAGUGUGCUUGAAUUUUUCAGUUCUGACUGCCAUUUCUACCAUAGACUAUAUUUGUAAGUAAUCUGGUAAGUCACUCUUCAAUUUUGCAUGUGAUCCUGGUUACAUUUUACCAACAUAUUUGACCCCUUGCAGCACUCACCCUCCUCAAGCUGCAACAAUCCAUUUUACUCAACAAUUCUAGGUUAAAAGAAUAAUUUAAUUAAUCCUUAACAUAAACAUGCUCAGAUAAAGAGGAUUGUCUUUAAGUUAAGAGGGAUGAAGCUAGAUUUUUAGCAACCUCGGUUGUAUAACUAGACAUUACUGCUAUUCUUCUUUUGUUAUUUAAGGGUGGUUAGCAAACAGCUUUCAAAUGCUCUGCAGCUUCCACCAGGUGGUAGCACAUUAAAAACAGGCGUGAGUAAUAAAUAAUGGAAAAAAUGUAGUUUUACAUUAAGAUAGAAAUAAUGACUGAAUAUUCUAAAAGCAUUGCCCGGCCCUUGCUUCACCAUAUAAGGAGAACAUUUAGCCCAUGAAGAUUUAAGCAGAACCUUGAAACUGUAUCUACAAAAUUAGUUUGGAAAUAUUUGCACAUCUGAUAUCUGAAGAAAAAUCCAAUAUCGUGCAUCCCUAAAAGAAAGUAAUUUCCCUCAAGAAGACUUGCAAUGGAAGACUCAGAGAUGGAUAGUAUAUAUUUUUGCUGAUAAUAUAGCCUAUAUGAUAAAUAAUACAUCAAAUGUUCUUUUGAGUAACCAGAAACAGCACAUUUUAGUCUUUCAUGCUGGAAAAAUCAAAUCUGAUUUAAACUAUUUUUGAAAAAUCUUGUUUUGUAUAUCAACAGAUUGUUGCAGCUGAACCUCAACUCUGAUCUGCACUGCCUCAUGUAUAUAUAGGUCAAACCUAAAGUCUAUAUUUAUCAUGUACAACAGAUAUUUUCUUUGCAAAGCAUUUACAAAGAGGCAAGGCAGGGUGCCUUUUUUCCUCAAAAUAAAUUCUAUCUCCAAGAAGCUUAAAACAAUCAUGUAUAAUCUCCUAACAAGUUCUUAAAAUACUUGAAAUAAUUGGAAAAUUAAACUACAUGACAUUUAUUUUUAGAUUUACAUAAGAAUAUCUUUUAUAUAUAAUGCAUACUCAUGGAUGUCACUGGCCCUGCAUACAGUAUAGCACAUUUGCCAAAGAGAAAUAACAGUCCAGGCAGUUUAGUGCAAUAAAGCUAUAAUAGUAAUCACCUUUUUUCAAGUUCUAGUGGAUAAAGUUUCUAAUAAAAAAUAGAAUUCCUCUGAUGUCAUCACAUUUAUUUAGAAGACUAUAGUUGUUUUUCUAACAGAAAGGACAUUGCAUUUUUUGCUGACAGGCACUUUCUGUGAAGUCACCGGAAAUCCAGCCUCUCAUAUUAAAGAUGCAUCUCUUAACUCAUGUCUUAUCUGUUUGAGGAAAAAGCAGUCUUGUGUUUGGCUGUUGGUAGAUUUCCUCACUGACUGCAGUGACCCUCUAGGUCAAAGGUCAAAUCAGAUAGUAGAGUUCUGCAGCAGGUCAUGGUCACGUCUCUUAAAAAAACAUAACCUGCUGCCAUGAAACUAAAUAACCAGCUUAUUCCUGCAUCUUAGCACAUUAGUUACAGUUUUGCUCUAAAUGUCCUUCUUUAAAACAAUUUUUGCUGCUGCAAUAAAACAGUGGGAGUUUUGUAAAGAGGGUUAUGCUGAUAUAUUCUUGGAACAAAUUGUUUUUGAUAAAGUUUGUGGAAAUGUCUCCAAGAAGGCAAUGUGACUAGGAUGACAUGGAUGUGGUUUUGAAUCCUGCUCACUGCCAUCUGUAUUUUUGUGAUUUUUGUAUGGAUUUGGUGGUUGUGGAUCUGCUGCUUUGAUGGACUUGCUGGUUGUGGAUCUGCUGCUGUGAUGGACUUGCUGGUUGUGGAUCUGCUGCUGUGAUGGAUGGUAAAGUGAUGCAAUGCUCAGUACUGGCUUCCUGUUAAAGGCUAAUGGAGAUGGCUAACAAAUAAGCUGUUGGAUAAUGUAUAUCAGUCAAGACUAAGUGCUUCAAAUAAAAUAUUUUGUGUCUGAA
Messenger RNA from Cheilinus undulatus (humphead wrasse), 5680 nucleotides. Its product is annotated as kelch repeat and BTB domain-containing protein 11. Lineage: Eukaryota; Metazoa; Chordata; Actinopteri; Labriformes; Labridae. The record is from RefSeq and is a predicted model, not a curated record. The coding region runs from base 605 to 2521 and encodes 638 amino acids. Gene Ontology annotation, molecular function: protein binding. The transcript is spliced from 2 exons.